UUCUCAGGCACGUGCGUGCCACUCAUAUAAUGAGCCGCACCGCCAGCAUUGGAAGACAGCCGACGGCUUCGAGGUCCAUAACAUUUCUCAGUGAAACAGCGCUCGUGUGGCUUCAUUCGUUGCAACAUUGUGAAUCAAGAUGACAUCAAUUCUCCAGUUCAGUCGCAUCCUGAGCCGUGCAGCACCUCCUCUACAAAGGAGUGUUCACUCCGGCACACGUCUGACCUCCACAGCUGCCUCCCAACUGAAGCAUGAUCGCCCCCUAACAUCUGAGGCCAUCUACGCCCGCGAGGACAAAUAUGGAGCACACAACUACCACCCUUUGCCAGUCGCUCUGGAAAGAGGAGAAGGCAUCCAUGUGUGGGACGUGGAUGGGAACCGCUACUACGACUUCCUGAGCGCGUACAGUGCAGUGAACCAGGGCCACUGCCACCCCAAAAUCAUUGCUGCCCUCAACGCACAGGCUUCCAAACUCACACUGACCUCCAGGGCAUUCUACAAUGAUGUGCUGGGAAUCUAUGAAGAGUUCAUAACUAAGAUGUUUGGCUACGACAAAGUGUUGCCCAUGAAUACAGGUGUUGAAGGAGGAGAGACCGCCUGCAAACUUGCACGUAAGUGGGCCUACAAUGUGAAGGGCGUCCCCAGCAACAAGGCCAAGAUUAUCUUUGCAGAGGGUAACUUCUGGGGUCGGACCAUGGCGGCCAUCUCUAGCUCCACUGACCCCAGCAGCUAUGAAGGCUUUGGACCCUACAUGCCGGGAUUUGAGCUUGUUCCUUUCAAUGACAUUCCAGCACUUGAGAAAGCUCUGCAGGAUCCAAAUGUUGCUGCCUUCAUGGUGGAGCCCAUCCAGGGUGAAGCUGGUGUGGUGGUGCCAGACCAGGGCUAUCUUACCAAAGUCCGAGAACUCUGCACGAAAUACAACGUUCUCUGGAUUGCUGAUGAGGUGCAGACAGGUCUGGCGAGGACGGGCCGCCGUCUGGCUGUGGACCAUGAGGAGGUCCGUCCAGAUCUGGUGAUUCUGGGCAAGGCUCUGUCUGGUGGAGUUUACCCCGUGUCUGCUGUGUUAUGUGACGACGAGGUCAUGCUGACCAUCAAGCCUGGAGAACACGGCUCCACGUACGGAGGAAACCCGGUGGCCUGCAGGGUUGCCAUCGCUGCGCUGCAGGUGAUGGAGGAGGAGAAGCUGAGCGAAAACGCUGAGAGGAUGGGUCACUUGCUCCGGACCGAGUUGAGAAAACUUCCAAAAGAAGUUGUGACCACAGUGAGAGGGAAAGGCCUCCUCAAUGCUGUCGUCAUCAAAGAGACCAAAGACUAUGAUGCUUGGAAGGUGUGUCUGCGUCUCCGUGACAAUGGCCUACUGGCCAAACCCACCCACGGCGACAUCAUCCGCCUCGCCCCCCCACUCAUCAUCAACGAGGAGGAGCUGCAAAAUUGUGUGGAGAUCAUCCAUAGAACCAUCAUGUCCUUCUAGAUCACAUCAGUUCACCUAAUCCCUCAAAGUGAUAUUCUCCUAAUCUAGGGGUGUGGCCAGUGGACACGUGACUAGAAAUACCAUUUUAAAUUCUGUUUUAAUUCUGUCUCCGGAAGUGACUGUGGUGGUUUCACAGGCUACCGAGAGUGAGUCAAGUAUGAAGCGUUGCUCGCAGUGAAAGAAGCCACAAUGUGUUUGGGAAUGACUGAAGAGAGCUUCAGGUGUUUGAAUGUUACAAGUGACGAAUGUUUGUCUAGUUCCUUGCAAAACACAUCACAGUUAAAUUAUUCUAUUUAAAUAAUUGUUGUGUAUUGGUUUUGCUCAAGAUGUUUAUGCUGUAAAGACACUUGCUUAAAUUGAAAUGAUCGAAAUGGACAAGUGUGUAAUUUAUAUUUUACUUGAAUCGUGUCGCACACUGCAUUUUUACUGUAUUUCCCGGUAUACACUUAACAGGCAUUUAGAUGAAUAAAUAAAAAUGUCAUUCGUAUUGCAA
Molecule: messenger RNA, 1964 nt
Organism: Synchiropus splendidus (mandarinfish)
Lineage: Eukaryota; Metazoa; Chordata; Actinopteri; Syngnathiformes; Callionymidae
Gene: oat
Product: ornithine aminotransferase
Exons: 10
Coding region: 140-1471 (443 amino acids)
Cellular component (GO): cytoplasm
Molecular function (GO): L-ornithine transaminase activity; identical protein binding; pyridoxal phosphate binding
Source: RefSeq, a predicted model, not a curated record